This is a messenger RNA of Ectocarpus sp. CCAP 1310/34, 1092 nucleotides long. NCBI's taxonomy places the organism in Eukaryota, Phaeophyceae, Ectocarpales, Ectocarpaceae. The record is from the annotation of a GenBank genome assembly.
AUGUCCAAGGGACAGUUGAAACCCGUCCAGAAGAGCACGAGCACACACGCAGUUAAGAAGUUAUUUCGUGUGAAUNAUCUCGACUUGGGGGGAAAGAUGAAAACCAGGAGCAUUGGUGGCAACUGGUACACACUGAUUAUCAGAGACGAUUUUUCCCGUUGGACGCGUGUUUUCUUCUUGAAACACACGUCUGACGCAGCGGUUGGGUUUGAGAAGUUCCUGGCGGACUACCGAACGAAAGGAGUUCCGUGUGAGGUUUAUAUCGCACGUACCGACGGUGGUGGCGAGUUCCAGGGGCAGUUUGCGGAAGUUUGCCGCAGACACGGCAUCAAACAAGAGUUCACCUCCCUUCACACCCCAAAAUACAACGGUGCAGCGGAAAGAGCGCUAGGGUUGAUCACUGGUGCCGCGCUUGCGUCACGCAUCCAAGCGACGCAACUUUUCCCGGACGCACAAAACCACCCCGGGUUGUGGGCCGAGGCCAUUUCGUGUGCAUGCCAUCAGCUGAACUGCACCGCCACUAAAUCAAACGAGGGAGACAAAUCCGCCUACGAGAUGUUCCACGACUCCCCACCGCCUGUCAGGUCUACAUACCCGUUUCUCAAACCAGCCGUGUUCAAGUCGAGAAGAAAAGCAAAGUCGCAAAUCAAGGGCGAAAAAGGAUGGUACCUUGGUCCUGCCUACAAUCACCCCCGUGACUGCGUUCGCAUGCUAACCGAAGCUGGAACCGUAAUCAUCACCCGCAAUUUCACCUGGCGCCACGUGCCCACUGCAUCGCCCGCUCCCCCGCAGCUGCUACCUCUCGCAGAUGACGAGGAGGGCGGGGAGGGCGAGAGCAGAGCGGAUGCAUCACGCCAAGGUUGGGGGGGGGAGAGAGACUCAGAGAGUGAGUCCGACCUCGACGGUGAGGGGCGGCUUCCGGCCGAAGAACGCCUCGAACGGCGACAUCCAGCCCAGGCUGGCCUUCGUCGCGGAGCGGUUCAAGCAGGCGGAUGCCCACAGCGCCGACGCGAGCCACAGGCGAUGUCCGCUGACGCCGACGUUGGGGAUGGAGGAGAGGUCGACGUGGCCCAUGGCGAGGAUGUGGCGGCG